AUGGCGUUUCUCGUCCUGUUAGGGACUAUAAUUGCACCAGUGUCUGAUGAGUACAUACCAAAGAAUUAUUAUGCGCUAGUGCAAGAUGUCAGGUCGAUAAAAAAGUUCAACUGGAACGCAUUCACUUUGCGGUUUUGUUUGUCGGAGAUUGGUAUGGUCUUGCAGCCCGGCCGUGUUAGGGAAUGGCCACGUGGCAACCUAGCACUUCUGCAGUAUCUAUAUUGGGAGAAGGUGCAGCCAAUGACCAGUCCGCAGUAUGAUCUGUUAGCGCUGUUGAGCCCCUUGAUGAGGAACUGGACAGAAGAGGUAGCGGAGAAAAUGGACAAGUACGACUUCCAAUAUGGUCGUGGUGUUGGGAUGAUCGAUGACACCAUUACUGAAGAGUACCGACUAAACAAAAUUAGAGUGGAACAAGCUGAAAAAAACAAGAAAUCCAGUACGAAAAAGUCUAACAUUACAGGAAGGAGAAAAGGUGUGAGUACAUCUGAGGCCUCCGCUAGCCAGGACCCUAUUAUGGAUCGGAUUAUGACUGAGCUGAAGCACAUUCGUAAGGACAUGCUUCGUUUGCCAGAGCUAUGCGCACAGAGGGUGAUAGAGAAAUUGAACAAAAGCGGUGUGUUCUACAAAGCCGGUGAUAGUGAAAAAGAAGAAGAGAAUGAGUAUGGUGAUAAUAGUGAAUCUAGAAACUAUGGUGUAGACCCUCGUAAAGAAUUUGUAUAUCAACCUGAUAUGGACAAUUUGAAAACACCAGCAAAAAAGAAUGUGCAAGAGGAUGAUGAAGUUGAUCUUAAUGAUUCUGAAGAAAAGAGACCUUAUUAUUGCACACCUGACUAUUUGGAUAGUUUCAAGGGUGAUAAACAUGAUCCUAUCGAAGUUCCUGAGGUAUCGGAUGAGAAAUCCGUUACAUCUUUAGGAACAGAUGAAAUCGCAUCACGUGGAUCAGUUUGUUCUAUUGGAGAAUAUGAGGUUAUCAAUGCUUAUUCAUCGUAUCUGUUGGGAGUUGUUGGUGACGAUCGUCAUAUAAUGCCGACCUGGCUGGUCAACUGGUUACUAGAAUUUAGACCAGACACCGAGCCAGGAAAAAAUCAGAACGAAGUUAUGGCGAAGAAGAAUGGACCCGUGAAUAGAUGCACCAAUGAGUAUUUUAAAAAAGAUAAGACUUAUAUACCUCUUAAUAAGGGAAAUACCCACUGGGUUUCGGUCGUCAUGCAUCGCCCGAAGGAAGAUUUUCAGGUUCUUGAUUCUUUGAUGGGACGCGAACUUGACAGUGAAGUUAAAGACAAAGUUGAGGAGCUGAAAAAACAACUUGGAUAUGACAUACGUGAUGCGAAUGCGAGCGGUGCUGUGAAUUAUCCGGAUGUCUCUACCUGGCCUAUUAAAACGUAUAACAUGCCACAAUAG
This is a messenger RNA of Aegilops tauschii subsp. strangulata, 1401 nucleotides long. RefSeq lists its product as uncharacterized. Gene Ontology annotation, biological process: proteolysis. NCBI's taxonomy places the organism in Eukaryota, Viridiplantae, Streptophyta, Magnoliopsida, Poales, Poaceae. The record is from RefSeq and is a predicted model, not a curated record. Gene Ontology annotation, molecular function: cysteine-type peptidase activity.